AAAGAGGGAAGAAGUACAAGAAGAGGAGACAGAAGAAGAAUCAUUUUGGGGCAGAGACACCCAGCUGAGAUCACUGCAGACCGCCGAGAGCAGAAGAAGAGUAGUAACGGAGGAUCAAAUCCUCCUUCAGACAGGCCGCCCGUCUUUAUCAUCGAUAAGGAUGUCUCCUCUUAUUUGGGCUACUCUUCUUUUUUCUGCGUGGGGCAUAAAUGUGAACACAGGUACAUCAGGAAACCAAAAACCACCCUGUGAAAAAGAUGCCUAUUGCGUCACACUCCGUCAAGAAGAAAUAACAGCAGAGGCUGGACUCUGUGUUGUGAUACCGUGUUCUUUCACCACUUCACCUACCUUUACAUCCAAAUAUUAUGUUUGGAUGAAAUGCAAACAAUCUAAAGAAAACUGUGGGGUUUCAGACGUGAUUUUCAGCACAACAGUUCCCAGCAAAGAAGUCCAGCCUGGGUUCAGAGAUAGAGUGUCGCUGUUGGAGCCUGAUGUGAGGAAGAAGAACUGCAGCAUCAUCAUCAACGACCUCACUGAGUCAGACUCUGGAUCGUAUCAGUUCAGAGUUGAGGGUUCCACCUCUGCAAAGGCAAUAGAUGGAUUUACAUUUUCCAGUAAAACAAAUGUGUCUGUAACAGUUCUGACCCAGAAGCCCACAGUGAUGAUUCCUCCUCUGACAGAGGGGCUGCAGAGCACACUGAGCUGCACUGCUCCUGGUCUCUGCUCUGGAUCUCCUCCUGAGAUCACCUGGAUGUGGAGAGGAGGAGGAGAGAAUGAGUCCCACAUCACAGGAAACAUCACUGAUUUCAAGACUGUUGCACAAAGACACAGCUCAGCUUUGAGCUUUACACCCUCUGCUAAGCACCAUGGCACCAACAUCACUUGUAAGGUGGGCUUCAAAAAUAAUAUCACAACAAACAGGACAGUGACUCUCAAUGUGACCUAUUUAAAGAAACCUGUCAUUGUGGGGGAGACAACGGUUAAAGAGGGAGACUCUUUAAAUCUGACCUGCACUGUUGACAGUUUCCCUCCCUCUGUUAUCACAUGGACUAAACUUGGCACAAACAAAAGCUUCAACAAUCUCACUGGAAUGGCAGCACUCAUCAUCCCUAACAUGACAAAAGAAGGUUCUGGAAAGUACACGUGUUCUGCAACAAACCAAAACAAAACUGAUUCUACACAGACUGAAGUAAAUCUGGGACUGUCACCAAGGAUCUUACAGAGCUCUGCAUGUGUCGUUCAGUCAGAUGUCCUGACCUGUGUGUGCAUCAGUGAGGGGUUUCCUUUACCCAUCAUGAAAUGGCCGCUGCUGGAAAACCACAACCAGUACUCUGUCACUACUAGCAAAACAAAGCACUCAGUCAACAGCAACAUAACUGUAUCUGUAAAAGAUCACAACUACACCACUGUUGUGUGUGUCAGCAUCAAUGUCAUUGGAGAAGUAAACAAUCCGCUCAAAGUCAUCACAAAAAAUGUGACAAAACCGGAGGUUACAGAACAUUUCAGCAAGCUGUCACAACUCAUCACACAGCCUCAGGUCAUCAUUGCCUUUUUCAUAGGCGUACUUCUUACAGCGACCAUCUGCUGUUUGAUCGGAACAUGCCACAGGAAAAAACCCAGGAGAUCUGGAAACAUGGCUUUGGACAAUCUGGAGAUGAUGAACACACACGCUGAUUCACUGAUGGAUGCUGGUCAAGCAUUGGGAAAUGGUGGAGCUAACGGAGGAGCUGAAGGUGACGUUGAACCAAGAGAAGUGGAAUAUUCCGACAUUAACAUCUCCUUGUUGGAGAGGAGUCCCAGGAGAGCACAGGGCGUUCAAGCCGCCACAGAAUCGGAGUAUGCUGAAAUUAAGAAAGACAAAACGGAGGAGAGACUGGCCAAUGAUGACCAGAAUGAGGAAAUAUUGGAGGGCAAUGAAAAAGAGGAGGCGAUGAUGGAGGAGGAGGGAAAAGAUUGUGUCCCAGAAAAGGAGGAGGGGGACGAUGUGGCAUUGUAUUCAAAUUUGAAGGAUGUAAUGGGGGAGAUACUUCCUGUAUUAAUGUCUGUGCUGCCAGCAACGAGGCUUUGUCCUGUCCAGUUCAGUUACUACCAAACUUCCUGUUUGUGUGUUUUAAAGUUCUUCAAAGGGAGUUUGGAGAUCGUCUGUCUCAAUCAACAAAAUAAGAUGCUUCUCCUCAUCUGGCUGAUUCUGCUCUUCACUGUGGAAAGAAACAAUGCUAAAGUUGCAUCUCCCAAGACCGAAGACAUAACAGCAGAGGCCGGACUCUGUGUUGUCAUACCCUGUUAUUGGUCUGCUGAUCAAGGCUUUGCUUUGGAAAGUGCAGUUUGGUACAAAUGUGAACAGAACUGCAAUGAUUCUGACAUAAUACUCCGCUUGAACAAAAGCACUGACCCAAAGACUCAGUCUAAGUUGGUGGGGCGAGUGUCACUUCUAGUGCCUGAUCUGAGUCGGAGGAACUGCAGCAUCGUCAUCAAUGACCUCAACAAGUCAGACUCUGGAUCGUAUGAACUCAGAGCCCUGAACAAAGCAAACAACAGAUUAACUUCUCACAGAGCAAAUAUCACUGUCAAAGAUCUGAGUCAGAAGCCCACUUUGAACAUUCCUCUUCUGACAGAGGGAAAUCAAAGCACGCUGACCUGCACUGCUCCUGGUCUCUGCUCUGGAUCUGCUCCUACGUUUUCCUGGGCUUGGAGGACACCAGGAAAGAAUGGCAAUCCCAUCAGAAAUAGCACAGCUCAAAAUGGACAAAGCUCGACUUUCACCUUUAACCCCUCGGCCAUGCACCAUGGCGGGGAGGUCACCUGCAAAGUCAGCUUCAGAAACGAGGCAACUACGGAGAACACUGUGAUUUUGAAUGUGACCUAUGUCAAGGAACCAGAAAUCACUGGAAAGACAACAGUAACGAAGGGCGACACUUUGGAUCUGACCUGCCGUGUUGACAGCUUCCCUCCCUCUGUCAUCACAUGGACUAAACACGGAUCAGAAAAACCCCUGAGUAACUCUUACAAUGGAUCAGCCCCUCUAGUUAUCUUUGAUGUGAAUUCAAAUCAUUCAGGACUGUACACCUGUGCGGCAAAACAUCUCCUCAACAGCGUGAACAUUACCGUGAUGAUGCGUCCAAAGAUCCUGAACAGCUCUGGAUGCAUAAAUGACUUAAAGCUUCUGACCUGUUCGUGCAUCAGCAGAGCGGACCCCUUACCCAGUAUCCAAUGGCCGCUGUUGGUGAACCACACAGCGUUUACUGUCAUUACCACCACAUCCAACCACACGGUCAACAGCACCUUCAUCCUAGCAGUAAACAACCAAAGUAACGCUGUUGUCGAGUGUGUCAGCAGCAAUGAAAAUGGAGAUGUAAAACAAAAACUCAUCAUAAAUAAAGAAGAACCAAAAGAUGAAGGUGAAGACAUUAUGAAACUGCUCCGAGUUGUUACACGGCUAGAUAUUCUCAUUGCCUUUUUGAUUGGUGCUCUCCUGUCUUCAAUCAUUUGCUGUUCGGUGCGAAAAUGCCACAGGAAAAAACACAGGACCCAUGGAUAUCUGGCUGAGACUCUGGAGAUGGUGACAAGUCAAGAAGAUCCACUGAUAGACGCUGGUCAAGCAGUGGAAAAUGCUCAGGCCAUCGAGCAAGAGGCACCUGAAGGAGGUGACGGUGUGGCAGCAGGGAAAUCCGAUGUGGAUUAUUCCAACCUGGAUUUCUCCUGGGUCAAAAGAAAGAAUCUUGCAGAGAAAGGAAUGGCACAGGAAACAGAGACAGAGUACGCUGAAAUUAAAAAAGGAGAGACGGAGGAAAGGCUAGAUGGAGAAGGCAAAGAGGAGAUGGCAGGAGAGGAUGAGGAGACAAAGGAGUUUGUGGCAGAUGGCGGGGAAGGUGAGGAUCUGUAUUCCAAUGUGGAGGACAUAAUGGGUCAGGAAAAAGAAGGUGCUGCUUAGGUGUUGAGGAUGACUUCUGCAAGGGGUUCUGAUAUGAUGGCUUCAUUCUUUGUAUUUGUCCUGCUUUGGCUACAGCACAGAGAUUUUUUUCACCUGGAGAAAAGUCUAUUUUUCCAAUAGCACUGUUUCCACAAUAGUAUAAAACACGUAGUCCAUACAUUUGUAUCUUCAGGUACCUUUUAUGAAAAAUCCAAACCCUAAAGUACAGGAAAAGGUAAAAAGCUGAUAUGGAAAUCAUUCAAGGACAAAUUCUCACACUGUCUCAAUUUCAUAUUGCAUAAUUAUUAUUUUGUAUGCAAACCUGUAUUGUUGGUUUUGACAGUGAAUCAUUGUAUACUGUUUAAUGUUGCAUUGUCUGUUGUAUAUAACAGCUGAAGCUUUUUUUUAAAUUAUUUUCUUGUGGUAUUUCUAUAUGGUAUGGGCAAUUUAAAGGAGCGAUAUGUUACUCUGACACAUAGUGUUUAAAAUGGGUACUGCAGUCCAAAUUCAUAACAUUGGAGAGAGCUGUCUCCCCCCGCCCUCUCCUCUCUAGAGUCCAUGCUAACGCGCAUUGACAUUUCACGGUCAUGGAAGCUUCAGUGUUUAGCCAGCUCUGCAUUGGUCUAAAAAUCUUUCUGCGUUCUAACCUCUCUCCAUUUUUUAAAAGCGUCUCCAAUAUUGAUCCUAAUUUGAGCACGUUCCUACUCGUGGAGCUUAUUAGAAACAUGCAGAGGCUUUUUAGGCCAGGUAGAAUCAGUUUUAUCUCCACCAGUUUGCUUGCCCACAUCCAACACUGUAACACCUGUUUGCUUGCCUGGCAAACCUAGGGGAGUCCAAAACGGCCAUGUGGGGGUGCCUUAAAACUGCCUACCAUCUCUGGAAGGAACAAAAACAAACCAUUCUGCACCAGAAUCGAAUUUUAGGAGGAGGCGGACAUACUGGCUGCUGCACUGUUGUCAGAUAACCCAGAACUAAAGCUCACUAUUUCAUCUCUGCACUCUUCUCUAAAUAUUUGUAUUUUGUGAACAUAACCCGCCUUUUUCCUCCAGCUCAUUGAACCCAGGUGUUAGAGUUACUAUUGCAUUACCAUUGCAGUGGAACUGUGCACCUUUGACAGAUGUACUAUCACAGUUACAGGGCCAACACAUACAGCUGUUUUUCAAUUAUAAGUAUAUCUCUAAAUUCAAGUCUAAGUACUUAGUACUUGGGUUGAGCUCACACACAGUAUAUUGAACCUACAACAAUGUUCCCCGCUAUGAGGCCGGAAAUCGUUUGGGGGAUGUUAGCCAAAAAUAACAUUUGAGGUUAGAGAUGUUUUGAAUACUAACUUCCUCUUUAAACAGAUACAAGAAAAAAAAGCUGCAGCUUUACUCAUACAGUAGGUUUCUCACCUUCCCCUUUUCUCUUUUUAAAUAACUUUGUUCCUCUUUAUUGUCAAUGCCUCUUUUAAGUCUUUAUAAGAAACUGCAUUUUUUGUAACAACUUUGAUAGUUAAAGAAAAGAAAAUGAAACUCUCAUAUUGCAGAAUGUGCUGUUUGUAUGAUAAAAUCAAUGGAGAGAGAAAAAAAAUCAUUGCAUUUCUUGUGUGUUAACAAUAUAAAUCAAGGAACACGUAUUGAUGCUUAUAUUACGAUUGUUGUAUCCAUUUCAAAACAUCUGGGCUUUUUCAGAUCAAUAAGAACAACUUUAUGAGGAUGUGGGUGUAGUUGUAUAACUUAUUGUUGGAUGGUACAUGAGGGGCUGAUAUUCUUGAGCAAGGGUUUGACAUGUUGUGGAACAAAGGUCCAGGAUGGUAUUGAAAAAUAAUAUGUAAUGCACCUUGUCUUUUUAGUAGGGCAGGGCAACGAUUAAAAGUUUUAAUCGCGUUAAUCGCAUGAGUUCCUGUGAUUAAUCGUGAUUAAUCGCAUUGUUAUAAGCAAAAUCCAAUAAUGAAUUCAAAAGUAGUGUAUAGCGCACUUUUAUUGUAAAUGUACUUCUCAACUUAAACAAUGUAAUCAAAGCAAAUAAAUACAAAACUAAAGCUUAUUGCAUUCGUUGCAGUCUGGACGCAGAGUGGUGUGGGUCUCCUCUCUGCUCUCUGACUGCAGCUGGGUCUGCUGCGCGAGGCUACACUGACAGCCUGUGAGUGGUUUUGGAAGGGUGAUGGGCUCACGGCAGCACCCGCUGCUCGUUGAUGACAGUAACUGCAGAGCAAUACGUGCUUUCACGUCAGUUUCUUACACCAAAAAAGUCUCCAAUAACACCAGAAAAAGUCGCUAGAUUUGUCGCUAGUAGCUGUUGACAAGUUGGCAACACUGUUUUUCCUCUUUCCCGUGAGCACCGCAGCAGACAUGCGCAGCAGUAAGCAACAUACGAGGCUCGCUCACGAUGGAAUUUUACUAAAUAAAAGCCAGUGAGCAACAGACUUUUACAAUAAGAAAAAAAAUAAUAAAAACUGCGUUAAUGCGAGAUAAAAUGAUUGUCGGCGAUAAUUAAUUAAAGAGUUAACGCGAAAAUAACGCGUUAACGUGCCCAGCCCUACUUUUUAGAUAUCAGGGGAUCAAAUGUUAAAUCCUUGACCUUUUGGACAAUGAGGAAAAAGAGGAAUCUGUUUUGCAAAUAAAUCUGUUUUUAAGUUAUUUCUUGCCAAAAUAGUGAUGUCGGUCAAAAUGUUAUACUCAUACUUUUGCUUUAUUGAUAUGAUGAUAAGUGCUGCAAUAAUCAAAUAAAUUUAAAGAAAUGAUAAUGCUUUA
Molecule: messenger RNA, 6642 nt
Organism: Labrus mixtus (cuckoo wrasse)
Lineage: Eukaryota; Metazoa; Chordata; Actinopteri; Labriformes; Labridae
Exons: 17
Coding region: 161-3931 (1256 amino acids)
Source: RefSeq, a predicted model, not a curated record